Molecule: messenger RNA, 3210 nt
Organism: Phialemonium atrogriseum
Lineage: Eukaryota; Fungi; Ascomycota; Sordariomycetes; Cephalothecales; Cephalothecaceae
Exons: 6
Coding region: 1-3210 (1069 amino acids)
Biological process (GO): transmembrane transport; metal ion transport
Cellular component (GO): membrane
Molecular function (GO): metal ion transmembrane transporter activity; protein binding
Source: RefSeq, a predicted model, not a curated record
AUGGCAAGCCAAACCAGCGUAGCCAGCAGCCAACCGGACCCGCGCCACCUCCGACUCAUUGCCGCCUCGGCUCAAGCCAACCAGGCACGCAUCCGCGAGACCCUAGCCGAGGAUUCAUCAUGGUCCUCGCACAUCGAUCGUGACGCGCUGCGCCAAUCGCUGCAGAAGCUCGCAAUCCGCGGCAAUGUGAAGCUCGUGCGCCUGCUCCUCGAACACGGCGCCGAGGUGAACAUCAGCCGAGAUGGCGAGAUCCCCGCCCUCUUCAAGGCCGCCGAGGGCGGCCACACCCCCGUGGUGACCGAGCUGCUUGCGCACGGGGCGGAUCCGAACUGGCGCAACCGGAACGGGCAGACUGCGCUAUUCGCGGCGUGCAUGCGGGGCCGCGAUGCUGUUGUCAGGGCGCUGUUAGACGCCGGGGCUAGCGUCGACGUGCGCGAUAAGGAGGGCCGCACCGCGCUGCUGUUCUUGGCCUCGGAGAAGUCCGAGAAGCCCAAGACCGAUACCCUGAGGAUGCUCCUCGAGAAGGACGCAGACAUUGAGGCGCGGGACUCGAUUGGCCGGACACCCCUGCUGUGGGCCGCCACGAAUGGCAACGUCCGGCUCGUUGCGGCACUUCUGAGUGGGGAGUUGGGGAAGAAGGCCGAUAUUUCAGCCUCCAACAACCGUGGCCGCAAUGCGCUCCACCUCGCGGCCGAGGCCAAUCACGAGGAGAUGGUCAAGCUUCUGCUGGACCAAGGUGCCGACCCCCGCGCUGCCAGUGACGGUGGCUGGACUGCUCUUCAUAACGCAGCCCAGAGUGGCCACACUGGUGCUGUUGCUCUGUUGCUUGCAGCCGAUGCGAACGUGAAUGCCGAGCUCUCUAACGGAAUGACGCCUCUGCACUGGGCGGCAUUCAACGGACACGAGGGGGUGGUAGAGCUCAUACUAAACAAGCCUGAGACCAAUAUUACCAUCAAGGAUGGUUUCGACCGGACUCCAAUGCUCUGCGCCGCCGAAAGGCAUCACAAGAACAUUGUCCAGCUCCUUUCACCCGCUCGUGCUGCAAAUCGAUUGAACCCCGUGGCGCAAUGCGCAUGCAAGGAGUUUGAGGCCACCGUCGUCGACUUCGGCAGCUUCCGAGAUGGAAAGAAACAGCUGGUGUUCAAGCACUCAGUACACGAACUUCUGUAUGGGUGGAAUAGUCAGGAGGAUCGGCCCACUAUUCCGACUUUGACUAAGAACAUUAAGUAUCAGCCAGCCUUCAGGUGGAUUCAUCUCCCCGCCAAUAAUAUCGCUUGGGUCGAGACCCUACUAGCGAAAUCAUUUGUUGAAGGAGGGCAUCGUGACAUGGAAGCCUUCAAAGCAUUGGAGAAGAGCUUCGGGCAGGAGCAUCGAGGCCCGUUGGCCCACGCUCACUUCAUGAGAACAUUCUGCCAGCGCAUUUCUGCCCCCCAGGCCUCGGCCUCUGACGAGGACAAGCUAUUGGUGUCGCUGUCCGAAGAACCUUCGGAUGUUAGCUCUCAAGUGAGCCACGUCGAUAGCGCAUCAACUCCCAAGACGCCCUGCAAAGAGGACAAUGGCACGCCAAAGUCUGAAGCUAAAAAGAAAGGCAAGUCAGAGCAGAUUUCCGAGAGGCAUCCGAAGAGGCCAAAACGAACAAGUGGGCCUCCUGGCAACCGCCCUGGCACGAAAGAUAGCAAGGCGGCUGUCAAGCUACCUGGCCAGCUCUCAUGGGAGGGGUCUAAGUCAGGGUCGGCACAUGGGAAGAUCGUCCUUUUCAUGCCAUUUCUGCAUUACGAGACGGACGAGCGACGUAAGAGACUCAGCAAUUCGAUCCGAAGUGCGCAAGACGGGCGAGAUCUGCCAGAGCAACCAUCGCGUGAUCAGAUGCUCGUCCAUGCGUAUUUGAACAACAUUCCCCCCUUGCACCCGAGAAGAACCCUCGAUCAAUUCUUCUACCACGGUAUCGACACUUCGGCACGCGACACAGACCAAGUCGUGUACAGGUAUUGCAAGAGGCAUCACCUCGAGCCGAAGGUCUUCAUGGUGGACCAGCUGUGGCUCUGGAUAUUAGGCAAGGACCUUGUCAUUACUUGUUUCCCCCAACGCUGGGACCAGCCAAAGCCAGACCCAUUGAACGUUCUCGACGGCAUCAUCGAAGAGACAAACGCCAAAACCCGCCCUCCCGUACAAUCCGUAUACGACCUGGCAAUGCUAAUCACCAGUCGCUGUUCCGGCAUGUUCGACCGCCACCGUCUCGACGACCAAGACUACCAGUUCCUAGACAUGUUCGAGAGCUCCAUCGGUCUCAUGACUAACCGUGAAAGCCAGCUGUUCGACCGCUUUAACCGAGCUUCUAGGCUGUCAGCCAAGUGGCUCCAGCGCCACCGGCGCCACCGAGGCGGGCAAGCCGGCAGGUCCGGUUCACCCUCGCCAGGGCCCAGUAGCGCGAGCACGUCUCGAGAUCCCGUCUUCCCCGACGCGCUGCUCGACAUCGACGUGGAGACGUCGCUCCUCUCCGAGAUCAAGGACAUCCGCGACGAGCUGAACAUCAUCGCCGUUAUCCUCGACUCGCAGAUGCUGAUCCUGGGCGAGUUCGAGGCGCACGUGACGGACGAGCUGCGGGGCGACGGCAGCCGGCGGGCGACGGACGGCAUCGUCGGCGAGAUCCGGCGGCGGUCCCGCGAGCAGCGGCGGCUCCUCGACGUGCACCGCAAGGACGUCGACCGCAUGGACCGCCAGGCCGAGAGCAUCUAUACCAGCCUGACGCACCUGCUCGACCUCAAGCAGAAGCACUCCAACGCGCUCGAGGCCCGCUUCGCCCGCGACCAGGCCGUCAUCGCGGCCCGCCAGGGCCAGACCAUCAUGGUGUUCACCAUCGUCACCAUCAUCUUCCUGCCCAUGUCCUUCAUCGCCGCCUUCUUCGCCAUCAACUUCGAGGACUGGGACGGCAUCCUGACCAUGGCUUACGUCUCAAAGUACCUCUUCGGCAUCGGCCUCGGCAUCUCCAUCCCGCUCAUCGCCAUGGCAUUCACCGUGUCCGACAUCUUCGACGGCGCCAGCACCGCCCUCUCGCUGGUCCCAUCGACCGGGGGCCAGCGCAAGUUCAGCGUCGGGAGCGGCAAUGCUGUUUCGUGGGCGCGGCCGAGCUUCGAUCAUAGGAGGAGGGAGAGGAUCAGCGAGGACCUGGAGAGGGGGAGGGGGGAUGUGUCGCUUUCGAGGGCUUAUUGA